UCCCACACUCACACAAACCCAGCUCAAGGGCACCAUUGCCGCUCGAUUCUCGACUGCCCCGUGCUCCCCCCCCCACUCGUCGUUUGAGUUCUCACACCAUGGCCCAGAUGAUCACAUCGCUACCGGUCUCGGUCGGUCAAGCCCCCGUCGUGCCAAAGCCUGGCUCCGAUGUCAAGAGCAGUCACUCCACUGAGUGGAUCAGCCAGCUGGGCUUCCGCUCGCCAGCCGGCCAGCCUUCCUCCUCGACACCAACACCCGGCAACCUCGUCAGCUCGGCCCUCUUCAAAGACGAUACCAAGGAUCUGUCGUUGACAAAAUCCCAGCCGACGACCUCAUUUCCAUGCCUGCCUCCGCUCCCCGCCGAUGUGCCCGCAAAUCCCGCCUCGCCAUCGGCAGCGAUAAAGACCGGCAUCGACCCAGCCUCCUCCGCAAAGUACGGGCCAAAGACCUUCCAGCCCAAGGCUGCGGUCCCCAACAUCUCGACAUCGCCAGCCCUGAUCUCCCGGCCACCGGGCUCCACCAAGGUGACCCAGGUCACCGAGGUCACCCAAACCGCUGCCGCCGGCAACGGCGUCAUGUCCAACCCGCCCUCAGCAGCCCCAUCAUCAGCGACUCCCUAUGCCCUCUGCCCGACGCCCUCGGCAUCAAAAGUCGGCAACAAAAAGGUCGAUCCGCUGUCGCCCGACUUUAAGCUCGAGACCAACGCCAACGGCAAGCCCGCGCAUUCAUAUGCCACCUUGAUCACUUACGCAAUCCAGCACAGCCCAAAGAAGCAAAUGACCCUCAAUGAGAUCUACAACUGGAUCCUGGACAACUUUCCUUACUAUCGGACGGCUGGUGGAGGCUGGAAGAAUUCGAUCCGGCACAACUUGUCCCUGAACAAGUCGUUCGUUCGUGUCCCCCGGCCGAUGCGCGAACACGGCAAGGGCGCUUAUUGGGCCAUCAGCGAGCAAAAGCUCGCCGCCACCGGCAAGCAGUUGUCCCGACCAAGAGCCAUCAGCGAUCCUGCUCCCUACCGGAUGGACAGCAAGACACAGCGGCCAUACAUCCCCGGCCCAAGAAGCGCCCCGGCCCACACUUCCUACAAGAGCCCUGGCUUUCCCUCGGCCGCCCAGUACGGCUACCCGAUGGGCACCAUGCAGGCCCUCCCGAUGAACUACCCCUAUCACAGCAUGCCCUACGGCUCUGGCCUUGGCACCUCCUCCGUCAUGACCACGGAGGGAGACGUCCUUGAUCCCAACAUUAUGCCCCUCUACAGCUCGGCCAUGCCGCCCACGCUCCUCAGCUCCACGGCCUACCCCACAGCCGAGUCCAAGUUUGGCAUUCCCACGUCGCAGCCCAUCUAUCCUUACCACAGCCCGUCCCCCGACAUGUACACCACCACGGCGAACCCUGCUCUGAUGGGCGGCAGCAUAUAUCCGCCUCAGCCCUCGCAGCUGUACGGUCUGGACUCGGCCGAUGUUGCUGCCAUGGAUCCGUAUGCAAGCAGCCUGCCCCAGCCCCCACCGGACCCAAACGCCAUCUUCAGCUACGGCCCAACCACCAUGGCUCCCUCGAUGUCGGCUGGCCCUUACCCCACCGCUGCCUCUAGCCUCCAUCCAAGCUACUUCCAGCCCAUGGGCGUCACCGCUACCGCCCCACGAUCGGCUCACAAGCAGGGCAUGAUGAGAAACGUCCCCGAGCCCUCGCCUCCUCAGAGCUCCACCACGCUGGCAUCCAAUUCGAUACCGACCCAGUCGUUUGCUCAGCCCAGGAUGUCGCAGUCGGCUAGUGGCCAGUUCUAUCUCAGCGAGCAGCCCGGGAUGGGCCUGGGACCGAUGGAAAAGUACGGCGCCGCCUCCGUCAGCGACUUUUCACCCUGGCCCGCAACCAUCCCCGAGGGAUAUGGCUCUGUGGCUCAGGAUCAGUUCAAGGCCGAUGUCGACGAAGGCGACGCCCUAGAUCACGUUGUCGAUUGGUCCUCGAUGAUGGAGUGAGGCUGUGUCGCGCUGGAUGGCUGUAGCCGUGUGCUGCCCAUGAAGUCCGCCAUCGCUCACCUCCUGCCUGCUUCGAUCUGUCUGCCUCUCGACUCGUCUCGAUCUAUGAUGCCCGGGUCUGCUCCUCUUCUGCUGCAGCCGUCUCAGCUCGGGCGCACCUCCCACCACCACCACCACCGCCGCUGCCAUCGCCGCCAUCGCUUGUGUCUCUACUUCUAGCUACUCUUUCUCUCUCCUUGGUGUGUUUUUUCUUGUCUUGCCCCCUCGAUGUGUCUUUGAUGAAGUGAUGCCAUACCGCCGUUUCCUUCUUGCUACCCACCCCCCAUCCCUCUCUUUCAUUGUAUAUAGUGCACUUU
Molecule: messenger RNA, 2332 nt
Organism: Polychytrium aggregatum
Lineage: Eukaryota; Fungi; Chytridiomycota; Chytridiomycetes; Polychytriales
Exons: 2
Coding region: 99-1976 (625 amino acids)
Biological process (GO): regulation of transcription by RNA polymerase II
Cellular component (GO): nucleus
Molecular function (GO): DNA-binding transcription factor activity, RNA polymerase II-specific; RNA polymerase II cis-regulatory region sequence-specific DNA binding
Source: RefSeq, a predicted model, not a curated record